Hordeum vulgare subsp. vulgare (domesticated barley) is the source of this 775-nucleotide messenger RNA. RefSeq lists its product as uncharacterized. Lineage: Eukaryota; Viridiplantae; Streptophyta; Magnoliopsida; Poales; Poaceae. The transcript has 2 exons. The record is from RefSeq and is a predicted model, not a curated record. The coding region runs from base 103 to 426 and encodes 107 amino acids.
GCUUAGCUUUAGCUAUAUAACUGGCCCCGUCAUUCCAGCCUUGCUUUCUCUAUUUCAGCCUCGAGUCGUCAGAUAUCAGAGUUCGUUAGUGCGGUUAUUGCCAUGAGCUGCGCCAGCCUGCUGCUCCUGCUCUGCGUCCUCCUCCUGGCCGCGCUCGGCCCCUUCACCACCGCUGCACGCAGAGAACCAGCAAUGGCGGCCACCGGCGACGAAGCAGACGGCACUCAGGCCAAGCUGGCCUGGAUGGAAAUGGCGCCUACAGGGGGUCUAAACGAGAAGGUGACCACGACGAAGGAGGAGCGUAGAGGCUCUGACCAUUUCAGGACCAGAAAGUUCUCUUCGAACGCCAAGAAUCCGUUCGACGGCGGGAUGCCCUUCACAGCCGAUUACCACAACGUACGCAGGCACCCGCCCUCGCACAACUAGCUGGAGCCUGGAGCUCAGUGUACGUAGUACUGGCUAGCUAAGCCGGUUGGUUGCUUGGAAAUACAGUUAGCUUAUAGAGUAACAGUAACUACUAAGCUGUAUAACAUCUGCUUCUCAUCCUCUUUGUUCUCUCCAUUCUUUCGCCGUUCUACGUAGUAGCAGUAGUGUGUUACUCGUCUCCCUUGUGGCCUUGUCAGCUAUGGAUCUGCUGACGUUUUGUUAGUACUGGCCACCUCCUAGUAAUGAUAUCCUAUAUACUACUACUACUGCUGCAUAAGGUGUUUUACUUUUACCUUACGGUGUACCCAGCAUAAGCUGUUCUUAGUGUACCACACAAGCUGUUAAUUAA